Messenger RNA from Dichotomopilus funicola, 2682 nucleotides. RefSeq lists its product as uncharacterized. Gene Ontology annotation, molecular function: lipase activity. NCBI's taxonomy places the organism in Eukaryota, Fungi, Ascomycota, Sordariomycetes, Sordariales, Chaetomiaceae. The coding region runs from base 1 to 2682 and encodes 893 amino acids. The record is from RefSeq and is a predicted model, not a curated record. The transcript is spliced from 5 exons.
AUGAAUACCGCGGGUGUAGGCCUGGCGGUUACGCCAACCGUCAUAUCGACGUUUCUGGGUCACUACUUGAACCGGAAACUCGUGGCCCACAAACCCACUGCGCACCUGUCCUACGACGAGGGCCUGCACCUCAUCCGCUCCUUUCUGGCCCACGCCUCGCGUCACACUGUCGAGGAACUCCAAGCCUUCACGAGCCAGUGGGUACCACACCCGCAAUGGGUGAGGGUUGACCACAUUGAGAUCUCCGCGAGCCACCUCACGCGCGCAGCCGACCUUCUCGCCGAGCAAUUGGGUCCUGAUGGCCUCCGCCAGGUCGGCGGCAGGGAAUGGUGGCAAUGGCGCAGGCCCAAGAACCCGCUCAAGGCCGAAUGGAUCGAGAUGAAGGCCGACUACCAGGAGCGCAAGAAGAACACCGAUCCGGGCAACCGCGUGAUGCUGUAUGUCCACGGUGGCGCGUACUAUUUCGGGAGUGUAGACGAGCACCGUUACCAGAUCCAGCGCCAUGCGCGCAAACUCAAGGCACGCGCCCUAGCCCCGCGGUACCGGCUGUCGCCACAGUUUCCCUUCCCGUGCGGCCUCCAGGAUUGUCUGGCGACCUACCUCCACCUGCUCACACAGCAACCGGCGAACACUGUUGUCCUGGCCGGUGAUUCUGCGGGAGGUGGCAUGGUCCUGGCGCUGUUGGUCGUCCUCCGCGAUAGGGGCAUUCCUCUGCCCGCGGGCGCCGUGCUCAUCAGCCCAUGGGUGGAUCUCACGCACUCGUUCCCAAGUGUAGCAGGCGACUGUCCACUGGAUUACAUCCCGGCGUCUGGGUUUCACCAUAAACCGUCGCCAGCGUGGCCGCCUCCUAAUGAAGACGAGCUGGAGGAGCUGAAGAAGGCGGCUUUGGCGCAGAAGAAGAAUGAAGUGCCUGUGGAAGGGAGCGGUGUACCGACUGCCGAGGAUGUUGCGGAGGCUACUCAUCGGUUGGAGUUUGUCAUCGAUGGUGAGAAUGUAGAGAUCAAGGAGCAGAUCCAGAUGUACACGACCAACGAGCUCCUAGCCCACCCUCUGGUUAGCCCCAUCAUGCAGCCUUCCCUCGGUGGUCUUCCCCCGCUGCUCAUCAUGGCUGGAGGCGGCGAGUUUCUGCGUGACGAGCAGAUUUAUCUUGCCCAUAAAUGUGCCAAUCCGUCAGCGUACCUCCCGCCUGAAGCGUUAAUGGAUGACAAUGCGCGGGCUAUGGUCGACCGGUACAAGCCUACCGAUGUGCAGCUACAGGUCUGGGACGACAUGUGCCAUGUUGCGCCGACCCUGAGCUUUACUAGGCCGGCCAAGUACAUGUACCGGAGCGUGGCCCAGUUCUCUGCCUGGGCUCUCGCAAGAGCCCAGAAGGUUGAGGUUGACAUCCUCAACGACGAUGCUAUCUCUAUCAUUUCUAUCUCGACCUCUUCGAGUGAGACUGAUAGCCAGCCGCAAACCCCACGAACCCCCAAUGGGUCUGAUAAACCGAGUCAUCAUACCAAAAUCGGCAAAGCAGGCGAUCCCCUACCGCCCUUCGACGACCACAUGAUCCGUCAGCGGGUGACCCGCCACGGUGACAUCCUCGCUCUCCCCGAGCCCUCGGAGCUUCCGGCUUGCCUCAUGGCGCGCGACCUCGUUGGCGUCGUCAAGGUCGGCACCGUGCGGAAGUGGCUCGUACAGAAGCGUCGCUGGGAUGCUCGCUUCAAGCAGGCCAAGGCCUCCGUGCACAAGCAACGCCUGCGUGAGAUGGCCGUCGGGUACGAGGUAUUCGGUGAGGGAGAGGUCCCGCCGCCCACCGCGCUGGCCGGGCGCAGGAAGCUUGGUGGCAAGGAGAUGGAUAAAAGGAAGCGGAAGAAGGCCAAGAGUUUGGGGAUGUCGCUGUGGGCGCUGUGGGGUUCCAAGCAUGACGAGGCGACGAUGCAGCGCGAGAAGCAAGCUGUUAAGACGCCGGAGUUGCAAGCUGCCGGGCCGGAUCAGGGCCAGGGGGCAAGGCACUUUUCGGAUAUCGAGAGACAGGAACAAGAGGCUCGUGAAAAGGGGGGUGCACAGGUACCUAGUCAAGGGAGCAAGGCCCGGACAUGGAGGGGUAUGGUUAGUAGGAAGCGGACCGUUGCCGAAACCGCUGGUCCUGCCACGGCGGCUGAUAUCGGGGGUGCCACUGGUGAAGAACCCGGCCUUGAUCUUCGCCCCGCAGGUCCAGUCCGCGACACUGCCACCGGUACCAAUUCCGUCCCUGCCAUGGGGACCACCACCGCUUCCCCCUCCCACACAACCGCUAUCCCCACUACCGACCCCGCCAAUACCGCCGAAACCAUCACCAACAACACCCUCCUCUCCCCCUCCGACGCGCUCGACACAGGCGUUAGCGGUAAGCGAGUCAUUAUCGGCGGCCUGGCCACACCUUUCAGCCUGCGCAAGGAGCCCGAGACGGCGAGCAUGAUUACCCUGGCCUCGCCCGGAGAUCGGUCCUCGAUGCGGCUAUCGACGGCGGACUUGUCUAUGAAGGAGGCGAGUGUUAAAGAUGCGAGUAUUAAAGGUAAUGGUGAAGAUGGUGAUGACGACCCGACGCCGGGGGUUACAACGCCGUUUACACCCUUUUUUACCCCGGGGACACUGGGUGGAGAUAGACCGAUUUUGGAGAGGUUUGUUACGGCUGAUGAGGGGGUGCAGCAAAGUGCUUGA